UGCAGAGUUAACCCCACCCUAUCAGCCCUGAAACAGGGGUGCUCACUGCGACGUCGAAACUGAGGCUGAGUCUGCGGCGAGAGAUGAAGAGUUGCUACUCCGGCGCGUAGAGGCGAAAGUUAUGGCACGGCCAUCCUCCUCGGAGCAGAGCGGAGCGUCCCGCAGCAGUUUGUGCCACAGUCCCGCACCGGGAGCGCGCAUUGCCUUUCAGACACGCGAGAAAUCCCUUUCACGCAGCCCGUCAAAUCAAUCUAAGUGGGAUAAAUAGAUCUGAGGCGAGUCGGCGACGACAGGGGGAGAAAUUGUACAGUUUAUUCUCUGAGGAGUGAGUGAGGGGCGCAAUGUAACAGGCCUGCCGAGUAAAGAUAACCGACCCACAGCUCUGCACGGUUUAAAGCUGAUCUGGUUGCAGCCAUAGUUCCAAGUGCUCUUCACCAACCCUUAGAAUGACACUGCAGGACUUCUGAGUCCUUUCUUCACCUUCGGUGCCUUCAGGGAUAAUACCAACCCAGCAUUACAGUGAAACAAAGGCCACCAUGAAUCUGUUCGGGAGAGAUGCAAUGACCACAAAAAAGGAGAAGGAGAAAGAAAUUCAGUAUGAGGACCCUCCGGAUGGAGGUUGGGGCUGGAUGGUGGUGCUCCAUUGUUUCCUGGUAUGUUGAUCUGGUCUUUUUAAGACAGCCUAAUGUUUCCCCCUAAAGAGGUUGCAAGAAAACCAACAUUAUUGAUAAAGAGGUCAGCGUGAGUAUCUGAACACAUUGCAUUUGUUGUUUUCCUCACCUUGAUUUUUGCAUACUACUUCUGCUAGUUCGCACACAUGCACCAGGAUGAAGAGGUAUGGUAUUAGUUAUACGGCCUACCUCGGACAUUUCACUUGUUCUUCUUGUAUUUUCUUUUUUUUUUUGCAUUUUUACUUAAUGCCACAAAAAACUUCCUCUGAAUGAAAUUGUUUGCUGUAUUAAUAAAUGUUAAAGAAUCUUUAUUAAAUGGUAUUUGUAACAUGGAUUGUAUUGAGGAGGUUGAGGUAGAAUUCGCCUCCUCCUUUAUCACACAAGAUCACACCCUCAUAUAUCUACACUAUGAGGCAGUGGACUUAUUAACAUUUCUGUAUAUUGGUAUUUGUGUGUAUUCGCAGGUGAAUGUCCUUGUGAUGGGCACAUUAAAAAGCUUUGGGAUCUUCUUUGUUGCAUUCCAAGAUGAGUUUGGAGGUUCAGCAGAGAGCAUCAGCUGGAUAGGUUCCAUCAUGUCUAGUUUACGUCUGUCUGGAGCACCCGUUGCCUCUGUGGCCUGUGCCAAGCUGGGACCGAGGGUGACCUCAAUCUCCGGGGCAGUGCUAGUUAGUGCAGGCUUCAUCAUAAGCAUCUUUGCCAACAGUGUGGUAUACCUCUACAUUAGCAUGGGAGUGAUAGUCGGAAUGGGUUUUGCACUACUAUACCAGUCGUUUUCAGUGAUAACAGCGCUGUACUUUAGAAAACGUCUGGCCACAGCGUAUGCGAUUGGUCGAUCUGGAAUGGGUUUGACCUUUGCCCUAGCUCCAUUCACCCAGCUGCUUCUGGACCAGUAUGCUUGGCAAGGUGCAAUGCUGAUUCUCGGGGGCCUCAUGCUGAACUUGGUGGCUUCUGGAAUGCUUCUGAGACCCAUCAACGUGAAGCCGUCUGUUUCCAAUCCUACUUCUUUACCCAUCCAAAAGAGCCCUGCCAUUUCCCUCAAGAGCUCUGAAGAAAAGGAAUACCCUAAAAGCUGCUUGAGUAGCUCUCCUCCUUUAUCCAAUGGUGUCUCCAAAGUAGGCUCUCUCCCAUCAUCUUCUCCACCUCACAGGGACAUUGAAAAUUUGAGAGGAAAAUGCCUUCAUAGACAUGAGAGCCCGUCAUGGAACCCUGAAUUAACUAGACUGGUCCUUAACAACAUAAAUGGCCACGAGCACCAACAUGACUCAGGUCAGUGUAAACCUCCAACCCCAGACAAUCCAGUGGAGAUGAAUGGUAGCAUGAACAGGUCCACCACCGUUGGGGUUCCCUUACAGUCCAGUGUGCCAGUCCAAAACACCAAAGUAUUGGACUUCUCCUUGCUAAAGGACCCAUUCUUUUGCAUUUACACUUGGUCCUUGGUAUUCAGUCAACUGGCCUACUUCAUCCCGUACUUCCAUCUGUCUGCCAGGGCCAGAAACCUGGGCAUCGAUGCCAUGGAUGCUUCUUUCUUCAUCUCUGUAGCAGGUAUCACAGAGACCAUUGCUCAGUUGGCCUCGGGUUGGGUGACAGACAGGAACCUGUUUCAUAAAUAUCACUUCCAUAAAGCCUACCUGAUCCUCUGUGGCUUGGUCAAUAUGCUUUCCCCUCUGGCCACCUCCUACAUACUGCUGAUGGUGUAUGCUGUCUUCUUUGCUAUCUUCUGCGGGGGUUAUAUGGCGCUGCUGCUACCUGUUCUGGUUGAUCUUGUUGGGUCAGAACAACUCAAUAACUCCAUGGGCUUCUCCAUGUUCUUUGUUGGCUUGGGUUGCCUCACUGGGCCUCCACUGGCAGGGUUCCUGUACGACUACACACAGACGUAUGACUGUUCUUUCUAUCUGGCGGGCCUGUGCUACCUUCUUUCCUCCCUCUCCUUGUUCAUGGAGCCACUCGCUCAGCGCUGGAAGGCCAAGAAAAAACUUUCUCAGAACCAGAGAGCAGAAAGCAGUUGUAAGAUUAAUGGCUGCUUCGCCCCUGACCACCUGCAGAACGGUGCUGUGUUAGAGCGAAAUCUGGAAGUUGGACUAACAUGCUCCCAGCCACGGGCCUGCGCAGCUGGGACCCUGGACUCUCACCUAAACCUGGGACCUGGACCAUAACUUUCAGCAAAAGUGUGAUACCAGCAUUACAGUAACACAAGAGCAUACAAUAGUCUGAAUAUUUGAUUAUGCAGAACUUAUAAAAAGCCAAAGUUCUUGUGUUCGGCAGAACAGUUUUAAUAUCAGAGGCACAAAGAUCCCAUCUGAAGGUAAUCCAGCACACAACAGAACAAUGAAUUCUACUUUUCGAUGCAACAACUAAACUGAACAAUGCAGAGCAAGGAACCAAGCUCAAAAUCCUGUCUCCAAGGAUUAUAUGAGGUUAUUAAUCUAAGCACAUAUUCGUGAGGUGUGCUGCAUCUUAAGUCUUGAGAAGCAUUUAUCUGUAUGUGUAAAUCUGUUCUCACUGAUAUGCACUUUGGGCCAAGUUAUGACCGUGCUGCAUGAUUUCUAACUGCCAGGGAGCCAAAAUACUCAGCAACCACCACUACUGUAGCCUGUUCCUAUGUCCCAGUGAGUUAUCUCGUGUAUGAAGCCAAAAAAGCAGAUUGGAAGAUCCACUCUGUGAGAUUAUGGUAGGCAUGUGCUGACAUUUAACUAUAAACUCAGAAUGGUCCGUGCAGACUUGUAGGCUAACUUUUAUCCAGACUCUCCAUUUAAUUGAAGAGCUUUUAUUGUUUGAGCUUUUUUCAACCAACUCACACCCAUUCAUCCCAACGUCCUCCUUCCAAUAGCUCAGUUUGUUUGAAAUCAUAUUAAAAGCUUGAUUUUAAAGGCUGCAGCUGCAGAUGUACUCACUUUCAUCACCUAUUUUUAAACUGGCAUCAACCCUAUUUCACCAUGUAAAGGUCAUCAAGACCUCACACCUAAACUGGCUUUGAUCCCCAAGUAGCUAUUAAACCCGUUUAACUUGCACAGUUGUAUAAUAAAUACAGCUGUCACUACUUAUGCAAUACUUAGAGCACAUUCACCCGGCAGUCAGAACUUAAUUCACUGUAAUUAUUCACAGUUUACCUGUCAGCUUUAUGCUGUAAAUGAAAAUUCUCACUUUCGAGUCUUUUGCACGUAAGCGAUGUUAACUACUUUUGCACAGGGGUUUCAGCUGCUCAGCCGAUUUAAUCAUCUGCGCAUAUGUCAUUGCUCGCAACUUAUUUCAGUUAAACAAAAAAACAGUUCUCCAAAUUUUAAAAAGUUGUACUCCACAGUGCCUUGCAGAAGUAUUAGUAGAACUUGAAUGUUUUCUCUUUUUGUCAUCUAACAAAAAACAAACCUCACUGCAUUUGAUGUGAUAGAAUAACACAAAGUAGACCAUGAGUGUGAAGUGGAAGAAUACAAAAAUACAUGUUUCUUUUCUUUAGUUUUUUUUUUACUAAUAAAAAUGUGAGAAGUGUGGCUUGAAUUUGUAUUCAGCACCUCUUGAAGAGUUGAAAGUAGAUUCGGAAGUCAUGGGUGUGUCUUUACCAUCUUUGCACAAAUAGAGACUAAAAUAUUUGCACAUUCUUCUUUUUAAAAUAAAUGAAAGGUCAAACAGUUUGGAUGGAGACCAUCUGUGAACACCAACUUUCAAUUCUUGCCACAAAUUAAAUGCAUGCUUUAAAUCAUUUCACUGUAGCUCUAGCUGUAUGUUUGUGGUUGUCCUGCUGGUAGGUGAACAUCAGACCCUAGUUCUGAAGUCUUAUGCAGCCUCUAACAGGUUUCCUCUCUGAUGUUCCCUGUAUUUACCUCCACCCAUAUUCUUAUUAACUCUGACUAGCUUCCCUGUUCUGCUGACAAAAAGCUUCCCCAUAUUAUAAUGCUGCCAACAGUGUGUAGGAAGUUAGUUUUUCUGCCUCAAGUAGCAUUUUGCUUGCAAUCCAAAAAGUUACCUGAGCUGUGGAUCUCUGCAACUCCUCUAGAGUUACGAUGAGCAUCUCUGCUAUUUCUCUGAUUAAUAAUCUCCUUGCCUGGCCAGUCAGGUAAGAUCAGCGACCUGCAGCCUGUGGCUAUGGAACCACAUGUAGCGGUUUAGGCCCUCCAAUGUGGGAAUUAACGUGUCAUUCCAUUUAAAAGCAAUAAAAAUGCUGUUUUUAAGCAGGUUUCUAUUUUCAUGCCAUAUUAACAUAACAAAAUUACACUAAUAGUCAUUUUCUUAUAAGGACACAAACAACAUGCUUUUCCAACUUUUUACAGAAAUACGCUCAAUUCAGUGAAAUGUAUAAUUUCACUGUGAGUCUUUUAUAUUUUUCCAAGUUCCAAAACCGUAAAAAUAGAAAUAAGUUCAUGUUUUUUUCUACCAAAAAAAACCCCCAACAAAUUUAAAUUGCAAGUAUAGAAUUUGAUAAGCGGUCUUUUAUCCAUGUAGGUUUUGCUGUUUUAGACAGAUUUGAGUGAUUACAAGGAAGGGUAAAAAUGGCCUUUUGGAUUACAAAGGCUGCUGAAUCCUGAUUUAUGUGGACGACAGUGUCUCAGUAGGUCUGCAGAUGUGCAUGACUCUUCACAUUUUCAGAUGUUGGAUUGCACAGAGCUCUGUAAUAUGUUCUAAGCUUUGAAUAACCCUUCUUUCAACUUCUACACAACUUUCUCUCUGACCUGUCUUGGGUCUGCAGGAUGUUCAUUAAUGUUCUCAAACAAACCUCUGAGGCCUUCACUGAGCAGCUACAUUUAAACUGAGAUUAAAAUACAUGCAGAUGGACCAGAUUCACUACUUGGGUGACAUUUGAAGGCAGUUGAUAACAUUGGAUUGUAUUUAGGGGUGUUAAAGUAAAACGCGAUGAAUUUGCAUAAUUGUACUGUUAUUGAAAACCAUGUAUCAAUUUUCUUCCACUUCAUUCAAUUAUGCACUACACAGUGUUCUCUGUCACAUAAAAUCCCAAUAAAACCCACUGAAGGCAUAGUUGUAGCAUGACUGAAUGUAAAAACAUUCAGCUGGUAAGAACAGUUUUGCAAAGCCCUUCCUGUGUCUGUAAAGGUUCAUUUAGAAAACUUCAUUUACAAAACCCCAGCUGUCGCUUUUCAAAUGCUACAACUAUAAACUACCUUUUUCAUUUUGUUGGCUCUGAACUGAAAACAUGAUAGUUUUUGACAAUUUAUUUUACUGAUGCAAACCUUCAGAUGAGCAGAUCCUCACUCCUGGCUGAUCUAUGCAACUACACACUCAAUUACUUUCCUUUAACUUAGGGUGCUCACAUUUAUUUGCUGCAAAUCCACCAGCUUUUUAGAGAAGACACCUGUUUGUGCUUUUCUGGAAAUUAUGGUCACAGGUGAAUAUAGAGUUGGUGGAGCUAAAUGCGUUUUCUAUGAAACUGUGUGUGAUUGUUUGUUUUUUUUGUCAGCUUUGUUUUGUCUAUAAAUCUGUGACCCACUGAAAUGAUGAUGCGAUGAUACCCAGUUAGUGUAACACAACUACUUUUGUUGUCCAGACUUUCAAGUACCGGCUGGUGCAAACUUACAGCGUCAUGUUUAAACACGAGAGUCUGUUGGUUCUUGAAUCUUUUUUAUAAAUGUUUUAGAGUUUUUUUGUGUUUUCUUUGUUGUUGUUUUUUCACCAUUUGCCUUACAGGGUGAUGUAUCUUUUACUACCUUUCCUGUAAUGUCAGCCAAAGAUCACAUUAGAAAACCUACUGACGACUUGAAGCUUAUAACUGCACAGAAAUAAAAUGGUAUGGACUGUGA
Girardinichthys multiradiatus is the source of this 6415-nucleotide messenger RNA. RefSeq names its product solute carrier family 16 member 4 (gene slc16a4). Gene Ontology annotation, biological process: transmembrane transport; monocarboxylic acid transport. Gene Ontology annotation, molecular function: monocarboxylic acid transmembrane transporter activity. The transcript is spliced from 10 exons. The record is from RefSeq and is a predicted model, not a curated record. Lineage: Eukaryota; Metazoa; Chordata; Actinopteri; Cyprinodontiformes; Goodeidae. The coding region runs from base 941 to 2824 and encodes 627 amino acids.